AAAGAACAUGGAUUAUUUUACAUGGUUUAAAAAUGAAAUUUGUUAAUGUUUCUUCAGUAUUUACCCUUAAGGUUUUAAUUUUCACAUCAGUAUUAGAAAACACACAAUUCCACAGGAUAAAUACUUUUAAGAUCCAGCUCUGUGCAUUAAAUAAAUAUAUUACUUGAUAUGGUGAAUUUUAGCAGCAGUUUAUAUUGAGAAAUACAUGUAAGAAGGUAGUCAAUACAAAUUAGGAUUAAGGAAGCAGGAAUAUUUAAUUUUAGGAUUAGUGGAAGUGCUUUUUACACGGUUUAGAUAGUGUUUAAGACAUAUGCUCUUUGUUGAUUAACUAAUACAAAAAUGAUUGGCUAUCGCAGCUUUAUUAAACAUUUGGGUUAUUUUAUCAUAUUAAUCUUCUCUAAGAAAACAAACCUGUAUCUCAGUUCUCCUUCUUAUUCCCUCCCCCAAAUUAAAAGCCUGAAACCCCUCAAUAAGUAUGAAAAUCCAUACAAGAUUGUGAACUAUUUUAGUUUUCCAGUGAUUUUCCAUAAUUAAGUGUUUUUUCAAUCCAUACUGUAGCUGAGUGAUGCCAAAAGCAGAGGAUUGUUCAAAAAGUCCCUCCAGUGAAUAGUAUAAAUUAAAUAUCUCUACUGUAUGGGCAUGGCCUCACAGAGAGUCUCAGACAGUUUGCAGAUCAAGGCAUUUGCUGAUGUACUAACAUUAAACAAAAUCGUAAGACAGUAGCAGUGUUUAAAUAUGCACAAAUAGAUUCAGAUCACUUGAUCUUUAGCUUUCUGUGCAUAUUUUAAAAUUGGAGUCUGUAUUUCAAGACAAAUGGUGAAAUGUAAGACUUAUUUAAAGAGAACUACAAGUUCUUUGAUUUCAUUUAGAAAUUGUAGGGGUCCAGAUGAGCCCUAAUUAGGCAUAUUUUUUGUAAAACUCCAUGAGGUGUAUUUCCAAGGCAGAUCUGUGUCCUGCAAGGUCUGUACCUUUAUCAUUAGUGAUAAUAGUUAGGGUUAGAACAAAGACAGAGUUGACAUUCAGCUUGUAGCUAAUGACCCUUACGUUUAAGUGAAGGAGUACAGAAUGAACAUGAGCUUGCUGUGCUCUUUGGUAGGAACACAUCCUUGUCUGUGUUGGUAGACAGAUACAGCUUCGACAACUAGAGAACAGGCUGCUAAAGUACUACGUAGUUUUAAAAAAUUAGUUGUUUUAUUUGUGAUAUGACAUAUUUCCUAAAGGUUGCCUACAACAGGACCUUGUGGGAAAGAAGAAAACAACAACUUUAAUCAUUAAAGGAUUCAGUCAUUUUCCUUGAAGGUGGUGCUACAGUAAAAUGUUAAUGCCAAUUUCACAUCGACUGACACAGAAGUUCUAGGACAGUGUUGAUAUUUUGUUCGCAUUCAGUGCAGAUGUCCAUUCUGCAUUUGAAGAGAAAAGGAUGUGGAUUCAUAAUGGGGAGGGAAGAAGCAUGUCCCGUCUAUCUCUAACACGGUCCCCAGUUUCUCCCCUGGCUGCUCAAGGAAUUCCUCUCCCAGCUCAACUCACCAAAUCCAAUGCUCCUGUGCACAUCGAUGUAGGAGGACACAUGUACACCAGCAGCCUAGCUACCUUGACAAAGUAUCCAGAUUCCAGAAUAAGUCGUCUGUUUAAUGGCACAGAGCCUAUUGUCUUGGACAGUUUAAAACAACAUUAUUUCAUUGAUCGAGAUGGUGAAAUUUUCAGAUACAUAUUAAGUUUCCUAAGGACAUCUAAACUGCUACUCCCAGAUGACUUUAAGGACUUUAAUCUUUUAUAUGAAGAAGCAAAGUAUUACCAGCUGCAGCCAAUGACUAAGGAACUCGAGCGAUGGAAACAAGAGAAAGAACAAAGGAAACAUUUCCAGCCUUGCGAUUGUCUGGUCGUAAGAGUGACUCCAGAUCUCGGGGAAAGGAUUGCACUGAGUGGGGAGAAAGCUUUAAUAGAAGAGAUCUUCCCUGAGACUGGGGAUGUCAUGUGCAACUCUGUAAAUGCAGGCUGGAACCAAGACCCAACCCAUGUUAUUAGGUUUCCUUUGAAUGGAUACUGCCGGUUGAAUUCAGUGCAGGUGCUAGAAAGAUUGUUUCAGAAGGGAUUUAACGUGGCAGCUUCGUGUGGUGGAGGGGUAGAUUCCUCCCAGUUCAGUGAAUAUGUGCUGUGCCGUGAGGACAGAAGACCACAACCCACCCCAACAAUCAGAAUAAAGCAAGAACCCCUGGACUAGAACCAACCCUUCCUCCUUUGUAACCAUAGAAGUGUUUAAUAGUCCCUUAUGUGAAACACUAAGGAUUUGCAAAACAGUAUUAGCAAACAAAUUGUGAUUUUAUGUUGCUAAUUAGUGAUAUUCGAAAACUACCUGUCACAUAGCCAGCCAUGAAACACAUUUGAAAAACCCACCUGUUUGUUUUUCAUGAUGAACAACUGAGCAUACUCAGCGUACAAGGCUUUGUGGGAAUGUACUUUCAACCAAACAGCUGUGAUGUUGAAAAAGGCAAAGCUUCACAAAGUACUGACCCUUGAUUGGGCUUCUGCAGAAAGACCAAUUAAAGCAAUUUGAAUAUGUCAGCUGGAAAACAACAGUUCUUUUGACAGCACCCCUUCCCUCCUCAGUGAUAUUCUAAGGCAACGAUACAGGGUCCACCAAAAGAAAGAUGGUACCUUAAACACUGCACUGAGUAUCUUCCCUGUCUGAAUGCCACACUUCUCUCAUAUCAGAUGUGCUUUACAUCUCCAUACGUUAUGUUACAUUUCUGUGAUUGUAACUCAUUCGUGCUAGCAAAUGGCUUAUUUUUAUAAAACUUUACAACUGAAAUAACUCUGUGUAUAGAAUACAAAAUCAGAGAAGGACCAAUUCAUAGUCAUCUGGUGCUCAGUACUUUAAGCACAAUUGAGGACUAGUUGUGGGUAAUAUGUGCAAAAGUAGGGAUUUUUUAGUAAGGCCAUCUGACAUCAAAAGGGCAUCGCACAGGCCCCAAAAGUGGAGUUAUAGUUCUUUUGAGAUGCCAAUUUUGUUUUCUUCUUUCUCUCAGAGUUUCAAUGUUUUGCAACAUCAGUGGAGUGGUGGUUCUGCCAAGCAUUUGCCAAAGCAUCUGCCAUUACCCUUUGUUAUUCGUUUACUGAACAUACUUAAAACCCACCCCACAUGCAGGAGCAGGUGUUAACCAUUUUGGACACCCCUUACUCUCCAUUGCCCUGGAAUUUUUACAAACAAUAAUAAAGUCCCAUACUUCUCUCUGUCUGAUAGGAGCAGGCCAGGUUUUGUUUAGAUAUUUUUCCUUCUAUUAGUUUUGAAAUACUAUUAAAAUACUGAUGUUAUAGCUGCCCUGUAUCUGUGUAUUUUUUGCUUUAAAGAAGCCAUUUGUCUGUAGGCGGUUACUGUUCCUUUAACAAAUACAGUAUCAACUCUUCUGACUUAUGCAGUUUCCUUAACUCAGGAGAUAGCAUUGUGUUUGCAGGUGCAAGUAUAUAAAUAGCAUUCUGCUAAAUCCUGUUUACUGCUGUUUAGCAUGAUUGGGUCCUCAAUAACUAAUUCAUGUGUUAAUCGCAAUUUAGUUUCUCCCACAAUAAUUUAUAGAAUACUGUUGUAGAUGCUGAAUUUUAAUUAAAACUGUUUUUAGAUGUGUAGCUAUAUAGAACAAGGGACAGAGUAUUAAAUAGUCAGCAAUACUUAACAAUUCUGUUUCUCUAAUGCCAUCUGAUUAUUUGGGCAGAAAUUAGGACUUGGAGUUUAACACUGAAUUUUUCAGAAGUGCCUAGUGAUUUUGGGUGCCCAUGCUGGAGACUGAACAUGGCUCUGAUUUUUGGAAAAUGCCCUCUGAAAAAUCAGGCCUCUUCAAAUUGCCCCACAUUGGGCACCCAAAAUCACAAGUCACUAGUGAAAAUCUUAGCCUGCUGGCCUGCUGCCUUAGCAGAACAGUUGAUGGUCCUUUGGCCAAAUCUGUCUAAAGAUUUUUAAAGUUAUUUUAUUUCAUGGUUUUAUGCUUGCUUGACACACUACACAAAAUUGCUAGGUACUGCCAUAUUUGAAAAGAUGGCACUACAUUACCUUUCUAUGUAAGAUAUCUGUAGAAUUGUAUAUUAUACAUUUAAUAUUGUAAAAAAAUUUAACGUAUAAUUGUCAUGUAUUUGUGUAUACACAUUUCUUAUACAGUACUUCAUGCCAUAAACAUUUCUGUAAAGUAAAAGAUCAAAACUGCAGCAAGUAGAAUGAACACUCACUUUUAUCUCCCACACUCUUCAAGGGAGGUCAGAAGCUUGGGCUGUAUUUCCUCUGGCCUUUGACUGAGUUCAGCUUAUUGUAGCCAUCUCUUCAAAAACAAAUGUUUGUUUAUUGGUUCUAUACAUUUAGUUCAACUUCUGUUCAAAUUCUCCUUAAAGCAUCAGUUUAGCGCCUAGCUUUUACCAUGUAUAUUCUGGUUUUGUAUUCAUUUCCUGAGCAGGGUGAUUCAGAGAUAAGUGGAGGCUGAACCCUUAUAUGUCUGUGCAUACUGUUCCAUUCAUUAACAUUCAGCUGGGAGAGGAAAGUCCUCCUGUAGUUACAGUACAUUCAGGCUUCAGGAGUAUGGGCCAAUCCUGCAGUCCUUACUUAGACUAAACUGCUGAAAUCAACAGGAAUUUUUGCCUGUGUCCAGGGUGGUAUCAGUAGGAACUGAUAUUAAGCACCUCUUACAAGGGGGUGAGGAUUGUCAGCUUCAGUUGAAGUAAAAUGGAAGUUGAAGUGCCCUGUGCUCCUCUCAGGAUCAAGCCCAUAGACAGAAUGCUUUAGAUGUAUGUAGAGAGCCAUUAAGUAUUUGUGGUUUUGUUUGUCUGUUUUUUUCAGUUUGGUGUUCACCAUAUUUUUAUAGCUCAAUAAAGCAGCUACAGUACUGACAGCAGUUUGGUAAGGUGGCAUCAUAAAAGAUUCCAGGCUGCUCCAACUGAGUUAAAUGUGAAUUUGAGAUGGAAAGUUUGAGCCAUGACAUCACAGCAUUAACUGCAAAAGGGCACUGGAGCAAGCAAGACAUAUGGAAACAAUCACUUCGUUAGGAGAAAUAUGCCUUUUUUUUUUAAGGGAAAAGUUAAGCGAGGACAUGUUCUUUUAGUUAGUGACUGCAGGUCACUGAUUUAAUGUUUAUUACAGUUUCAUUUGUAUCUCUUUUACUUUUUUAUAUCCCUGUAUUCUAAAGUAACAAUAUCAGCAAAAACUGAUGUGAAUUUUUACUUCUGUCCUAAACCAGAGUAACACAGCUUGAUUAAGAACAUUGCUCAGUGUCAUGUAAAACAGUUUUUAAAAUAUCAUCACGUCUAGUAAAACUGUGGUUUGCAGACAGCGAAUGCUUUUAGUUUGAAUGCCGAAAAGUAAACAUACCUUGUUUUUUAAUCUAAUUUCACUGAACAGAAUUGGUUGGAAUUUCUUUGCCGAGCACUGAAACUGUGGUUUUGAAAACUUCAGUCUUCUCUAGCACUUUUACAUGUACUGUUCUGUGCCACUGUGCUCCCAAGUCUGCCAGAAAAGUGAAAGAAAAUGUUAUGUUGUGCUUAUUGGACAAAUUUUUAAGAAAACAAAUGUUGUGUGCAUUCAUUGACUGUAUUUAAUAGCAUCAAGGUUUGUUGACAGUUUUAUUAGAUGUUUGACAAAGAAUAAGAAUCAGCACAACAGAACAUUAAAUACUCAGUUUAAGUAUUUCUUUGUAGGUAUUGUUAAUAUUUUAAUGCAAAAUGUUUUUGAACAGUGCUUAAAAACUACAAAACAAUGUGAAACUGAAAUUAAUGUUUGAUAAAUUAAUACUGUAUGUCACUCAAAUGUGUUACUUUAGUAAAUUGUUUUAUUUCUUUACAAAAUAAGUACAAAUAAGGAAGUAUGUUUUCACACAAAUUGGGGUAUUUAUGAGUAUGUACAGAAAUAAUCAAAACAACAUAAUUCUAAUAAACACAAGGUCUUUAUAAACAAUAUGUACACAUUAUCAGUACAUUUAAAACAUAAUUUUACACUUCCUGGCCUUAAAUACAUUAUGAAUAAUCUUUUGGCUAAAUAGCAGCAGUACAAAUUUUGUUCUGCUUUUAACAAACCUUAAAAUAUAAUUAAAAUUUUUGUUUUUAAAACUAUUGGACAGAUAGUUCUAUUUGUGCUUUCAGUAUUGUUUCCCAUCCAAAAAAAAAACUGCCUCAAAGUGGCAAGUACAAACAUAGUAAAAAUUGAAAAUAUAAAUAAGGAAAUGACUCCCUUCCAUAGUUACUGAAAAUACUAUUAUGUCUGAACUAUAGCUGGUGUCCACUUGCUUACUGAAUACCUUAUCCAAAGCCUAUUAAGAAGACGCCCAUUGGCUUUGGUAACUUGCCCUCUAGUCCAGCAAAGCAUUUAAGCACGUGUGUGUGUGUACUUAUACCUAUUCACAUCCUUACACACGUUUAAGUGAUUUUUUGGAUUGGGGUCUCAAGGUCUGAUCAUGCAAGGCAAGGUCAACUCCCAGUGACUUCUGUGAUGACACUGAGGACCUUGCAGGAUUGGACCCUGAGGACUUAACACUGCUCCCACUGACUCCAAUGAGAGCGGGACUGGCCCCUCUAUAACACAACUAUUUUUGACAGUGACUUUAAAAAUCGGUGUAGAAUACUCUAAAAUCUUUACUUUCGUUUUUAAAACCACAAUUAGACCGUACUCUUCACAAUAAAUAAAGAUUUUUUUAAAAUAAAAAAACAACUCAGAUUCAUAUUACUAAGCAGCUGCUACAAAUGUGCAAAAGGUUGAACAGAUUUAGAAAACAACAGAAGCUAGUCAAGGUAACUCAGCUGGGACCUGAAUGCACAGAUUUCAUACACUUAGGAAUUGGCUCAGCAAAUGAGUAGUAAAAGCAAAAAUCAUGACUAUAUAAAAUUUGUGGGAGUGAAGGAUGGCUACUCUUUCAGCUGUGCAAAAAAUUGCAAUUAUAACUAAUCUAAAAUGAUAAUAGGCAUCAUAGUGGUUAGUCAAUGAAAACAGUGCUAGUAAAAGUUAAGGGAACACAGAAAAGCUAGCACUGUAAUUGAACGUACUGCUAAUAAAUACCAUCCUUCAGGCCCAAUCCUACAAACGCUUCUUGCAAGUUGCCCAGUGUCAUCAAUGGGAUGACUUGUGUAAGCAUUUGCAAUCAGGCUCUGAAUUUGUAUAAACUUCCUCUCAUCUACUCUGGGUAGCCUCAUCUAAAAAUGGUCAAAUGCCAUAAAACUUUAAGCAUGGAUCAUAUCCAUGGAUUUAACCUCUUUAAAAACCUUUUGCACAUUUUCAUUUCUUUCUUUCAUUUUAUAUAAGGGGGAUUUAUUGCAUGUGUCUGACAACUUUGCAAAACAAACUACUGGAACUCUGACAUCUGAAAAAAAUAGAAGGCACGUUCAAAUUACAGAUUUUCAAUGCAGGUUUAGCUCCUUUGUGAGAAAACCGGUACAAUUCUUGGCUUUAUUUAAGCAAAGCUCUGUAGAGCAGGAGAGAAUGGCUCGUUUCUCUUUCCUGUUCCAUGUAAAAGAUGAAGUCCCUGAGGUUUACUCGAGUUAUUUUCUGUCGUGUAUACUGUCUGGAUGAAGGAGCCCCAAAACCAGCCUGACCUCCACUGGUCAUGCCCAAAGCCUGUAAGAGAAAUAAAGACCAUUAAUGUUCUACAGCAAAACAAAGAUUCUUUUCUCUUUCAGGCUAUAUGGAUUUAACAGAUUUUUUUUUAGUGUCCUAAAUUGAUAACUAUGAGCCUAACCCUUACACAUGUGAGAAACUUUAUCAUUGUGAGUAGUCCCACUGAGUUAAUGUGAGUAAAGCUACCCAGAUGCAUUCAUGUUUAUGAGAUUGGGCCCUCUCUGUUUAUGCAAAACACAAAUUCAUCUCUAGUUAACUCCAUUUAAGUCAAUCAAGUUACACAAGAGAAAUAUUUGGCUCAUUAAAUGUCAAAAGUCUUUUUCGAAGCUAGCUUAGUAGCAGUACUUCGGUCAUUGUAGAAGGCUGGUGUGUAAGUCUGAACCAUGUUCCCGGUUCUUUGUACCCAGGACUGGAAGAAUGUGCUGGGUGUAUAUCAACAUGUGGAUAGUUUGAUUACUCUAGUAGCUGAAUGGGUGGGCAGCUGAGUCUGGACUAGACUCUGAUACUCCUCUGGGCUGCACCGACACAGGCCCAAGGUGAUGAGAGACUGAAGCAAUUUUGCUAGCGGGCACAAUCAAUCCUCAGCUGGUAAAUGGACAAAAUUAAACAGGAGAAAAACCUGGCAUGAGAGGAAGCCUCCAGCAGUAUGAGUAAUGCAGACAAGCAUUGGUAAAAACAUUUUCGAACCCAAGUUAAAUAGUUUCUGUACCUAACUAGUCCAGGGAUAGCUGGCCCUCUGUGCAGAGAUGAGUUUCACUCACUAUACCUGCCUCAAUUACUGAUCUUAAAACCAGAGCACUAAAUUAUCAAGAUCUAAGAAUUCAGUCCACAAUUUAUAGCCCCUUUAGAAUGUUAUUGGUUCUAGAAUGGAAAGCCUGCUACACCGGAACAUUGAGGAUUUUUCCAUUUAGGCGAACACUGUUGGUUUGUAAAACUUUUCAUUGCUUUCAGGUGAUUUUUAAAGAAGAAAAAUAUUAAAUAACUUCAAAAAAAUAUCUAAAAUAUUUUGAAAAUUUUCUAGACUGUUUUUGAAGAGUUCUAGAUGGUUUUGAAACCCAAAACUUACCUGGAUUCAUCCAUUCUUCAAAAUACUCCCAGGGUGGUUUUUUUUUAAGAAGAUAAAAAGUUUAAUAUUCAAGGAUCUUUAUUGUAGCACAUUAUAAAACAUUACUUAAAUGCAACUUUAGUCUGAAGAAUAAGAGGAAAAAUACAGUACAUUCUGAAUAAGACACAGAGUGGCUGAUUUCUUCAUUGCCUUUCUCUUCACUCACCUUGAGAGACUCUCACUUUCAUGACUAUACUGCUCAAGAGUUAUUUCUCCUCUGUCCAGUUCUUAAACUACUGUGAAUGGGGCAAAUCCUGUUCCCCAGCUACAUGAAUACAAAAGGCUCUGAAUGUAGUGGAACAAAUGUGAAUAUGCUGUACAGGAUGGGGGAUGGGCAGUAGAGAUGCCCACAACCACAUUUAAUUACAGAGCAUUACAUCUUGGGAGCUCCCUGUGUGGAGUUGUAUUUUGAGAAUGGGACAGUGAAGUCAAAGAUUCACUAGCUAAACCUUACCACAAAGAGGGCAAUGUUUGCGGCAACUGAAAGGGUUGUUCAUCCACACUGAAACUCGAGGGUCUCUCCAAUGGACAGCCAAUUUACUCUAGCUGUUUCAAGUCACACUUCGCAUUCUUAGCAUGGACUAGCAUCACGUGAGCAUCUAUUUUUACAGUACCACGUAUGUGACAGCAAUAUCCAUGUGAUAAAUUUCAGAACCAUAUGAAGAAGUGCGUGCAUUAUGCACCUUCUGACGGCCUCUCACCUGCACUCUGAUCACUCAUCUGUUUCUGCCAGGGCCAUUGUCAUUAUUCCAAAAUCCAAAAAGCCAACUUUUCUCCCAUCUAACCUGAUUCAGACAUGUUUUCCUCCUUUCACUCCAAAUGUUGAACCUCCUUUCCCCUUCCUAUAAAUUAUGCUGGCAUGAAGUCCAACACAGUUAAUGCUGGACACGUGACAGACUUAUUUGUGAGAAAAUGAAACUAUUCCAAACUCAUGCUGAUAAUACCUUUAUAGUAUCACAGCAUGUCAGGUUAGACACAUAUUGCAACUAUAAAGUAUUAAUACAAUGUAACGAUCGAAUUUUCUCAAAAAUUUUCUUCAUAGAAAGCUUUCUUUCAAAAAAAAAAGCAGACAAAUUGUGUUAUUUUUUUAAUAGUCUGAAAAC
Messenger RNA from Dermochelys coriacea (leatherback sea turtle), 9784 nucleotides. It is a transcript of the gene KCTD15, whose product is annotated as potassium channel tetramerization domain containing 15. The transcript has 5 exons. Gene Ontology annotation, biological process: protein homooligomerization. The coding region runs from base 1421 to 2221 and encodes 266 amino acids. The record is from RefSeq and is a predicted model, not a curated record. Lineage: Eukaryota; Metazoa; Chordata; Testudines; Dermochelyidae. Gene Ontology annotation, molecular function: protein binding.